Molecule: messenger RNA, 5723 nt
Organism: Salmo salar (Atlantic salmon)
Lineage: Eukaryota; Metazoa; Chordata; Actinopteri; Salmoniformes; Salmonidae
Product: zinc finger CCCH domain-containing protein 11A
Biological process (GO): poly(A)+ mRNA export from nucleus
Molecular function (GO): metal ion binding
Source: RefSeq, a predicted model, not a curated record
GAGGGUGCUGCAGCACCAUCUGGAAAAUCGGAGGAUUUUUUUGUUCUUCUACUAGUCCUGUAUUAGUGGACGGAUAUAACUGUCUGUAAGAAAAUAAAUGUUCUGAUUUCCUUAUAUUAACGGUAACUUGUAAAAUAGUUGCAUGUUACAUUUAUUUUUGUUCAGUGUAAUUUAUUUAGUGUUUUAUAUUUGUAUGUUUUAAUCUGGGAUGCUGUAUUAAGCUGUUUAGCGGCUUACAUGAUUUGAAAUGCCUGUCCCUGAUGUUGUGGGGGCCUCUGGACAGAUGUCAAAUGACGCACAAUAUGCAGUUUCACAUUUAUAAUUCCAAAUUAAAUACAUUAAAUGUGAAGGAAUAGGAUGAUAUCCAAACGUAUCGAGUAGUAUGCGCUGAUUUAGCUCCCAAUAAUGGAUUAUACAAUACUCAGUUGUGUAGUUAGUCCUUUAUGAUAUAAUUCAGUUUGACCUAUGCUCUAUCACAUGCUAUUGUGGAUGGUGUUGGCACAUCCUUGUUAUGUUCUACAUUUUCUCUCGUUACACUUGGGUGAGAAACUGCAGUUCUGUUAUGACUGUUUGUAAGUCUCUGUCCUGUACUCAAACCAGUUUCUUUUCAGUUUUCCAGGGGAGUGUUUGUUUUAUUUAAAUCUAGGUUAAGAAGCAUCUUCUUGUCCAUUCCUUUAGCUCUUUGGAUGGGGAAUAAGAGUUUAUUAUAAAGAAAAGUAGAUUUACUGAAGAUUUCAUGCAACAACUAAAAAAGCCACUCAUUGUCGCCUGCUGGAAUCCCUAGAAGUCCCAUCCCACCUAUAUUUUUUGACAUCAUCCUUUAUGAAGCUGACAAAAAAAAAGAAAUUCUCUCAAAGCCUCUUUUCUUUCUCCUGCUAGUCUUUUUGGAUGAUUUGCUGGGAGUGCAAUCCCUCACUUCUCUCACAUUAUUCCCCCCAUUCUUGCACCAUCCAUCUGUAAUGCUUAGCAGUCUGGCUGGAAAGAGUCAGAAGGAAGGUCGUAGGACGACAAGUGUCUCUGGACCUCCCCUUUCCUUCUUAUCUCACGGAUCGAGUGUUCCUUCAGGACCAUGAUAGUCACGGAGACACCCUAUUAGAAGUGCUUGAGGAAGGGAGGAAUCUUCUCAGCCACGCCAGCCCAGGGAGAGUCCUGUUGGCCCUGAAGAGAACACCCCUGACCCGGAAGUGAAUCCAGUCCACCAGCCUGAACAUGACUAACCAUGGAGAUGACUGCUAUUUCUUCUACUACUCCAACUGUGCUAAAGGUGAUCGCUGCCCCUUCAGACACUGUGAUGCCGCCAAGGGCAGUGAGGUUGUCUGCAGCCUGUGGCAGGAGAGCCGCUGCUUCCGACAGGUCUGCAAGUUCCGCCACAUGGAGAUUAAGAAAAACAGGAAGGAGAUGGCGUGUUACUGGGAGAACCAGCCUGCUGGCUGCCAGAAGCCUCACUGUGCGUUCCACCAUGAGAAACCACACUUCAUAGACGGCCAAUACGUACCGCCUAACAAAAGUUUCGCCCUGAAAGAGGAAGAGGAGCCUCAUGAGGAUCCUUUGCCUCCUGUCUCUGCCCCGAUCCCAGUCAACCCCCAGCUCCGUGGGGUCAUUAAGGCGGAGACACAGGAGAACGUUCCCAGCCCGACCCACCCGCCUGUGGUCAUCAAUCCGGCAGAUGAUGAUGAGGAUGAAGAUGAUCAGUUCUCAGAGGGGGAGGACAGCAGGUACGGCUCAGACGGAUCCAGAGUGGUCUCUCCCAGGAAGAUGGCCGUGGCCUCCAACUCCGAUGACUCGCUCAACUUUGGUGUCAGAACCUUGGAGGAGAUCAGACUGAGGAAAGCCCUGAAAGCCAGUAUGAGGAUAGCUGGUUAUCCAGUUCCUGGCCAGGGCUCAGACCAGAGAAACAACGGCAUGAGCAGCGAGAAGGAGAACAUGAAAUCCUUUAUCCGUCCAUCUCUCUUCACAGCUAAGGAUGAAGUUCCUGCCGAGGGUGACAUCCCAAUGAACCGCCGUCUGGCCGAGCGCCUCGGAAGGAACAUGGAGGAGGAUGAAAUGGACCUGCCGCCUCGGAAAGCUGUGAAACCUGUCAGGGACAGACUGGGAUUACCUGUUGAACCCAUUGCUGCAUCUGAAUCAGCUGAGAGCAACAGCAAGACUACAGCGUCUGAAGUAAUCCGCAUCAAAACCCUGGAGGAGAUUAGGCAUGAAAAGUUAGCCAAGACUCAGGGUCAAGGGGACGACCAUCGUCCUUCAGUCCCUGAUACCACCGCUUCCAAGGCCUCAAAGAGAAGUGCCGCUGUCAAAUCUGCAGCUGGUCUUCAUGUGAAGACCUUUUCUGAGAUCCUCCACGCCAAGAGGAAGCUGGAGGAAGACCAGGGGCCCAGCCUCAGGAAGACCAAGCUGCUGGCUGUGGAAGCAGCUUUGGGUAACUCCCAGAGACCCCCAGAGCCAGCCAUGCCCAUGCGGGUGGUCCCUCCUGGGGGAAGAGUUAAGGUGAAGACCCUGGAGGAAAUCCGCAGGGAGAAGGCAGCCAGGAUGCAGGCCUUGGGACAGGAGGCGUCUAACGGGAAAAUCCCAGGCUCUGCCCUGGCCUCCAAAGAGGAAGGUGCCAAGAAGUCCUGCAUACUGCGUAUCAACAAACCAGCUUCUGCUGCCAUUACUACCACCCAGAAGACAUCCGAGGUGACCAAGAAGGAGAAGCCAGCUGAGCCUGCUGCUGUUGCUACUGAGGCCACCCCUGCUAACGGUAGCAGCGUGAAUGUGAAGACCUUUGAGGAGAUCAUGCAUGAGAAGAGGCUUCGCAGGCAACGGCUGCAGGAGGAGCAGGCCUCGUCCACCAGCCACUCAGAGCAGGCCUCGUCCACCAGCCACUCAGAGCAGGCCUCGUCCACCAGCCACUCAGAGCAGGCCUCGUCCACCAGCCACUCAGAGGGCUUCGCCAAGGCUGAAUCUACCCAGAAACAGGCCGGAGGCCCUGCCCCCCAGAGGGAGAAGAGGGUGUGGGUGAGCCCCUCUGCCGCCUCCUCACACCCCACCAUCACCCUGGAGGCACCUGCCCAGGCUCCCAAGGCCCCCUCCCCUCUGCUCUGUGCCACCCUAUCCCCCCAACAGGGGACUCCACUAAGGCAGGCCGAACCAGACUCCCCCUCCCUCAGCCCCAGGAGCUUCAGCACUGCCCCAGGCAAGAGGGAGAGAGGCUCCCCAGGAGGUUCCAGUCCCCCCAAGCAGGCUGCCUUAGCAUCAGCUACCUCCCCUAGGACCUCUGUGGAAGAGGCUCCAGUUGAGAAGGCUGGGCAAGCUACUGAAGCUAAAGUGAGGCCCAAGCUGAACGUGAGGCCUUCUGUGAUAAAGCCGGCUGCCCAGGUAAAGCCAGGCCAGAAAAGGAGAGCAGCAGAAAGAUCUGCUGUUGCUGCAGUCAAACCCCUCAACUGCACCUCCACAGCACAGGACGAGCCACCGCAGGAGCUGCCCUGCAAACUGAGAGAGGUGUCCUUUCCCUCCUCCAGAAUACAGGCCCAAAUAAGUCCGAUGGUUCCUAGGAGUCCUCCCACUAUCCCGGGCCUGGGCCGCAGCUCCAGUCCCCUGAGAGAGGAGUUCCAGGUGGUCCCUGUCAAACAGCACAGCCCAGCCAUCCCCACAGCAGCCCCAGAUACCUACAUAGUCCCACAAAGUUCUUUGGUGAAGACGCCCACCCAGCCCAAGACUCGGCGGUCCACUGUUAGCUCCUCCGCCAUGGACGAAUUUGACGAACUGAUGAUCGAGUUCACAGAUGACCGUCUGGAAGACGACUUGGAGCUGGACCCCGGCAAGGGAGAGGACGACUACCUGCUGGAGCUGUCUGAGAUGAUUGACAGCUAGACUGGCCUACCUGCUAAACCAAUCACGACCCCUGGCCGACCCUUGACCUUGGGUAACGCUUAUGUUCAUGUCACCUGAUACCUUAUACCCCGUUCACAACCCCUGACCGACCCUUGACCUUGAGUAACGCAAAUAUUCAUGUAACCUGAUACCCCAUUCAUGAGCCCUGACUGACCCUUGACCUAGAGUAACUCCUACAUUCAUCACCACCAAUAGAAUUUCACCACCGGAACUAAUCAAAAACCCUCAGUCAACCACCUGAACUAACACCAGUUGAACUUUAACCUACCAGACAAACUUGCAGGGCAUCAAUGUUACUGAAGAUCCCCAACCACCUUCACCAUCUCUCAGCCCAUUUCAUGAUAGUAGACUGGUUGCUCGCGCAAACAUGUCAGAGGGGACUUAUGUUAAUUAAAGAAAAAAUAAAAUGCAUUGUAUUUUACAUUUUUAGAUGGUAUUGUUUUUACUCUUUACUAUUUAAUUCAUGGUUACCUUUUUGUCCUGGGAAAAUGAUCCUUUAUGUAUUUUAAUUUCUGUACCUUUUUGAUUAUUUGACACUAGUAGUGAUAUACUCGUCUAAGGGUUUUAUUUUUUUUUGUCUUUCCUUUUUUUGUCCCGAAAGAUAACAUGGAAAAAGCUAACAUUUUGUUGAAUGACAUACAAAUAUAUUUUUCAAACAUCCUCAGGAAUUACCAUCUUGCAUUUUAAGGACGAGCUUGUGGUCUUAACCUGCCAGGCCUGUCACCCAUGGGGCGGCAGGUAGCCUAGUGGUUAGAGCAUUGGACUAGUAACCGAAAGGUUGCAAGAUCGAAUCCUGAGCUGACAAGGUAAAAAUCUGUUGUUCUGCCCUUGAACAAGGCAGUUAACCCACUGUUCCUAGGCCGUCAUUGAAAAUAAGAAUUUGUUCUUAACUGACUUGCCUAGUUAAAUAAAGGUAAAAAAAUAAAAAUGUAUCAUUGUUUGUUGCAUACACAGACUGAAUCUGUGUAUGCUUAGACUGCUUUAAAUGGAAGAGCUACAAUAACUAACUGUUGUAGCAGGGUGUCAGACUGCUGCUGCAAUUCCAAUCUUUAGCCUGCUCCUGCGUUUGCCUUGAGCUCAUGUCUACUGUCAGACUGACGCUCCAAAAAUCAUGUACAAAGUUUUGUUCACCUAAAGUUCUGAACUGAUAAAAUGGUAAAUGUAAAGUGGUUGUGGGAACUUUGAGUUAGCUAUAUUUGAGAUGAACUAAAUGAAAAUAUGGGUUGAAGUAUGAAGUGAAUGUUUACCCUCAAGUAUUUGGACCUAAAAGUAAGAUUUGUUUUUCAGUUUCGUAUUACAUAAGUUAACUUUGGAAUUAGUCCCUUUUUAAAUACAACUACCAUCUUCCUCUAGCUUCGCCUACCUAUUUUUCCCCCCCUUUUUUAUUUGUAUUGUACAUUGGUCAACACACCAUUUUGGACAAUGUUUUAAACCUACCCAAUUAUUUGACUGAACAAUUCAACACAGUUGAAUAUGAAACAUUACACACUGUUUAACAUCCAGCCUGCUCUUUGUUCAACCUUUUGUUACAAAUAGUGUUUUCUAGUCUUAAAAUGUGAAAAAGCAGCUUCUCAGGGACUAUGAAUCUGCUGUAUGACUUUGAACCUAUUUGUAAUGUUCAUACACCAUGUCUGAAUUCAACUGACGCUUUCCACUUUCCUCUGCUAGCAUGUGACAACUGGCCGGAGUACCAGUUGGUCCUGUCCCAUGUCAACUGCGAUCAGAUAUCUGCUGAUCCGAGUUGGAUGAUGAGCCUGUUGGUUGUGUAUCUGUACCUGCUUGAGCCUGUUCUGAUGUAAAUGUCUAAAGGGUGUUGUACAUAAUAAAAAGGCUUUCAUGACAAGUUGCUAUUC